CAGGAGAAACACAGAGCUUCUUCUCAAGUGUGUUCACUCCUCUUACCUUGAACUAAUCAAUUUCUUUCCUCUUCACUCCUCCUCUUUUCCUUUAAUCCUCCUCCCACUGCUAGCCGGAAACAAUGGAGGGAAAAGGGUGUUUGGGUAAUUUCAUGCAUAGGUGUAAGCCCUACAUAGCCAUUAUGUCUCUGCAGUUUGGAUAUGCCGGCAUGAACAUCAUCACCAAGGUCUCUCUGAACAGGGGAAUGAGCCACUACGUGCUUGUCGUCUAUAGACACGCCUUUGCCACUGCCGCUAUUGCUCCCUUCGCUCUCGUUCUUGAAAGGAAAGUGAGGCCAAAGAUUACUUUUCCAAUUUUCUUGCAAAUUUUCGCUCUGGGUCUCCUUGGGCCGGUGAUUGAUCAGAACCUCUACUAUGCGGGGCUGAAAUUCACAUCGCCAACCUUCUCCUGUGCCAUGAGCAACAUGCUUCCUGCAAUGACAUUCCUGAUGGCAGUUCUAUGCAAAAUGGAGAAGGUUGACAUCAGGAAGGUGAGAUGUCAAGCGAAGGUGGUGGGAACAGUGGUGACGGUAGGCGGAGCCAUGCUGAUGACUCUGUACAAGGGAGACGUGGUGAACAUGGUGUGGUCUAGCCACAUCCAUCCUCCUACAUCAUAUUCACCGACGACUGUUGCUGCCGCCGGUACUACAGACAGAGACUGGCUUAAAGGCUCCAUUCUCCUCAUCAUUGCCACCCUCGCAUGGGCUUCUUUCUUCAUCCUUCAGGCCAUUACGAUGAGGAGGUACUCUGCUCAGCUCUCCCUCACUGCCCUCGUCUGCUUUACGGGCACCCUGCAGUCCAUUGCUGUCACCUUUGUCAUGGAGCACACCUCCGCUGUUUGGGCCAUUGGAUGGGACAUGAACCUUCUUGCUGCUGCCUAUGCUGGGAUAGUGUCAUCAGGCAUUGCAUACUAUGUGCAAGGGUUGGUGAUGCAGAAAAGAGGGCCUGUGUUUGUGACUGCGUUCAGCCCACUUAUGAUGAUCAUUGUGGCAAUCAUGGGCUCUUUCAUCCUCGCUGAAAAGAUUUAUGUUGGAGGAGUUUUGGGCGCCAUUGUGAUAGUAGUAGGACUGUACUCGGUGCUGUGGGGGAAAUACAAGGAGUACAAAGAGCAGGAAGCAGAAGUGAUGCCGGAACCGGUGAAGCAGAGUGGCGGAGAGAUGGGGCGGUCGGCGCCGAUGCCGACCGUGAUUGAAGACGUCGACAUUGAAGCUGCAAAUAAUGACAGUACUCAUGAUCAUGAACUGCGGAAGAAUGAAACAAACAAGGGUUCUGUGGCUACCUUUGCCAUUAGUGUUCCAAUUCCACAGGUUCCCAUGAUUGCCGUGGAAGCACCAAAAGCUUAGAGAGAGAAAGAGAGAGAGAGACUAAUAAUUGUUGGUGAAAUGACUAAUUAGGGUGCGCCACAUAAGGGAGAAUGAGGGGCUUUUUUGUACUCACAGCUUCUUUUCUCUUUUUUUUGUUUUUAUUUUCUUUUUUCUUUUUUUUUUGGGGGGAUAAAUUAUAAAUUAUGGUCUUCGUUGUCUUCCAUGGAAACUUAUAUAAUCAAAUUAGAAUUGUAAAUUGCAAAA
Messenger RNA from Malania oleifera, 1607 nucleotides. RefSeq names its product WAT1-related protein At5g07050-like. NCBI's taxonomy places the organism in Eukaryota, Viridiplantae, Streptophyta, Magnoliopsida, Santalales, Ximeniaceae. Gene Ontology annotation, cellular component: plasma membrane. The coding region runs from base 123 to 1382 and encodes 419 amino acids. Gene Ontology annotation, molecular function: transmembrane transporter activity. The record is from RefSeq and is a predicted model, not a curated record. The transcript has 5 exons.